AUGCUCGCUACUCUCUCUUUCUCUUUUGACCACAGCUUGGACUUUGAGAUUGACAAUUUGAAGGACACCAUUAGCCGCUACAUCGUCGCGCGAAUGUUUCACCACAACCCCCACUCCAAGUCUUUCCCCCUCGGCAAGGAAUACUUCAAAUUCCGCUCUGAAGAGAUCUACCGAGCUUGGAUCGCUGUGUCCAAGGACGAACGGCUUCAGAGAGUCCUUACUCCGGACGACCUCGUCCUUUUGUACAUUUGCAUGCCCGAUCUGGUUCUUGGCUACGAACACCGGUUCAACUCAAAUCUCCUACAAGAAUACGGGAAAUUCAAAGGAGACAUUCAGGACAAGUUUGAAGAGACUUUCAAGUUGUUCCUUUCCCGCACAUGCUUUGGAAAGCAUCCCUGGAUGGAAAAGACUUCAGAAUCCCCUUCCUCUGAAGGUGCCAGCGAAAAAUACAGGCACUCUCCCACCGCCGGACCCUCCUCGAUCUUCCAACCUCUUUUUGAAAAUCCAGGCAACUCGGACAACGCUGAUAGUCAGCUCCGCCAUGUUAGCAGAGAGACCUCCAUUACGUUUGCUGCUGACGAGUUCGACGACUUGAUCGAGCUAUACGAAUAG
Messenger RNA from Fusarium venenatum, 612 nucleotides. The record is from RefSeq and is a predicted model, not a curated record. Lineage: Eukaryota; Fungi; Ascomycota; Sordariomycetes; Hypocreales; Nectriaceae.